Molecule: messenger RNA, 1347 nt
Organism: Trichoderma citrinoviride
Lineage: Eukaryota; Fungi; Ascomycota; Sordariomycetes; Hypocreales; Hypocreaceae
Product: catalytic subunit of cAMP dependent protein kinase
Exons: 5
Coding region: 1-1347 (448 amino acids)
Biological process (GO): peptidyl-serine phosphorylation
Cellular component (GO): nucleus; cAMP-dependent protein kinase complex
Molecular function (GO): cAMP-dependent protein kinase activity; ATP binding
Source: RefSeq, a predicted model, not a curated record
AUGAAUCCCGCCAUCCAGUCUCCGCAUCCCUACGCGCCGGGCCACGACUCGCAGAACCUGCCCAGCAUCAGCAACCUCAUCAAUUCGUCCCAGAAUGCCGGCUCGGCCAACGGCUACCCCCCCUCCUCGUAUCAGACCACCGCUCCUCUGCAACAGCAGCAACAACAACAGCAGCAGCACAUGUCGACGGCGAUGCAGCUGGACCCUCCCCAUCAACAGCAGCCCCAGCAUCAACAACAACAACAACAACAACAACAAGCACCGCAACAGCCACCGCAGCAGCAACCUCAGCAGCAGCAUCAGCCUCAACAACAACAGCACCACCAACAACAGCAGAUCCACCACGGCCACAGCGUAUCGCUAUCCCAGCCUCGCGUCACCAAGGGCAAGUACUCGCUCGGCGAUUUUGAAAUUCUGAGAACGCUGGGCACCGGUAGUUUCGGUCGCGUUCACCUGGUCCAGUCCAAGCACAACCAGCGCUUCUACGCCGUCAAGGUGCUCAAGAAGGCGCAGGUUGUCAAGAUGAAGCAGGUCGAGCACACAAACGACGAGCGCCGCAUGCUGAGCGACGUCAAGCACCCCUUCCUCAUCACCCUGUGGGGCACCUUUCAGGACUGGAAGAAUCUCUACAUGGUGAUGGAUUUCGUCGAGGGCGGCGAGCUGUUUUCGCUGCUAAGAAAAUCCGGGCGAUUUCCUAACCCGGUCGCCAAGUUCUACGCCGCCGAGGCCACGUUGGCUCUGGAAUACCUGCACUCCAAAAACAUCAUCUACCGCGACCUGAAACCCGAAAACCUGCUGCUGGACCGGCACGGGCACCUCAAGAUCACCGACUUCGGCUUCGCGAAGCGUGUGCCGGACAAGACAUGGACGCUGUGCGGAACACCAGACUAUCUGGCUCCUGAAGUAGUCUCUAACAAGGGCUACAACAAGUCUGUAGACUGGUGGUCCCUCGGAAUCCUGAUAUACGAGAUGCUCUGCGGAUAUACGCCGUUCUGGGACAGCGGCUCCCCCAUGCGUAUAUACGAAAACAUUCUCAAGGGCAAGGUCAAGUACCCGGCGUACAUCAACCCAGAUGCCCAGAACCUGCUCGAGAGGUUGAUCACGGCGGACUUGACCAAGCGACUGGGAAAUUUGUUUGGAGGCUCACAAGACGUCAAAAACCACCCGUGGUUUGCAGAGGUUACGUGGGAUCGGUUGGCACGCAAGGACAUUGACGCUCCGUAUACGCCGCCCGUCAAGGCAGGAUCCGGCGACGCCAGCCAGUUUGACCGAUACCCCGAGGACCCCGAAAAGUACGGGGGUCCGGGCGGUCCUGACGAAUAUGGCAACCUGUUUCCCGAAUUCUGA